Notothenia coriiceps (black rockcod) is the source of this 348-nucleotide messenger RNA. Its product is annotated as 5'-nucleotidase-like. NCBI's taxonomy places the organism in Eukaryota, Metazoa, Chordata, Actinopteri, Perciformes, Nototheniidae. The record is from RefSeq and is a predicted model, not a curated record. Gene Ontology annotation, biological process: AMP catabolic process. Gene Ontology annotation, molecular function: 5'-nucleotidase activity. The coding region runs from base 1 to 348 and encodes 115 amino acids. Gene Ontology annotation, cellular component: plasma membrane. The transcript is spliced from 3 exons.
AUGACUCCUUUAUGGCCCAACAUUAGCCCCCUGCCUUCAGGGUCCAACACAGAAAUACCACAUCCCUAUCCGGAGUUUCUUGCCGAUGUGCAGGAGUGGAAGAAGAGUCUCGCAAACUUCUCCUCUCAGGUGGUCGGACAAACCCAGGUUUUCCUGAACGGCUCGGCGGAGGAAUGUCGCUUCAGAGAGUGCAACCUGGGAAACCUGAUCUGUGACGCCAUGAUUUACAACAACAUCCGGUUCUCCGACGGCCUGCAGUGGAACCACGUCAGCGCCUGCAUCUUCAACGGAGGCGGAGUCCGGACCUCCAUCGACGAGAGAACCAGGAACGGUGCGUCACUCCGUUAA